Messenger RNA from Leishmania mexicana MHOM/GT/2001/U1103, 960 nucleotides. RefSeq lists its product as hypothetical. The transcript has a single exon. Gene Ontology annotation, cellular component: radial spoke; axoneme. Gene Ontology annotation, biological process: motile cilium assembly; cilium movement involved in cell motility; axoneme assembly. The record is from RefSeq and is a predicted model, not a curated record. Bases 1 to 960 code for a protein of 319 amino acids. NCBI's taxonomy places the organism in Eukaryota, Euglenozoa, Kinetoplastea, Trypanosomatida, Trypanosomatidae.
AUGACGUCUCUUCACCCCUUUGAGUACGCCUUCAUGGCCGGUGCGACUUUUUCGCCCGAGGAGCGCGUCCAGCUGACGAGCUCCCUCCCUCUUCUUAGCGUGCAGACGAAGCGCAAGGACCUGGUUCUCUGGGGCAAGAUCUUUGGAUACAAGGCAGACUACAUUAUUGUGGAAGCCUUUGAUGACGACGCGGUGGUGGAGCCGGAACUUUACUACACCCUCGAUGAGGGCCGCACCUUCAGCCUGCUCGGCACCUUCUCCUCUGUAUUUUCCGUGUGCCCAGGCUACAGCACCUGCAGCGGCCUCGAGCAAGCGGAGUGGAAGCAGCUCAUGUUGCUCGGUAUGCGUGGUCCCUUUAUCGGGGACCCUGCGUACGAAUACCGUGUGAGCAACCAGAGCACCAGUGAUGGUACACCGGAGAUUCAGAGCGUGAAAGAGUCGGUGCGCCUGGCCCUCUUCAUCGAGGAGUUUGACCACGAGUGCCGCGUCGUGCCACGUGGGGCGUAUAUGAAGGCAGAGCGUCAGGCGACAGCGACGAUCGCGUCCACUACCGGAGCUGAGGUUCACGCGGGUGAGCGGGCUGAGGUGCGUCGCAACACCGCGUUUGGCGGCCUUCCGCGAACGGUGGAGGGAGCGCUGUCGCUGCGCAACUACUACCACCUGCGUGCCGUGAACCCGUAUCGCCGUCUGCUAGCGUGCAAGCGGAACACCCUCUUCACCAAGUCCGCGCUGGAGGAGCUCAGUGAGCACCCCCUCUUAGAUGCCGCCUUCGAGUCCUUGGCGGAGGACGUGCCGUCGGGGACGUGGCAUCUGCGCUACGACGCGUUUCACAAUGUCGUGAUGGGCCGCAACAUCCGCUUCAGCGGCUCCCUCUUCUACCACGUGCCAGAAACGUGUGUGUACGGGACUGUCUACAUGGGUGACGGCAACAUGAACGUCAAUGCCGCCUUCGAGAUGUGA